UUUAACGGUCUACAUUGUGACACGUACAUAAUUUAAAUAUGUUCGUAGAAUAUUUGUUUGUUUGUUACGUUGCAUUAUGGCGAGGUUCCGGACGGACAACGAAGCGGUAACCUCUAUAGAAACAUGUUGCUCAAAGGAGCAAAACCCACAAAGCCCGACUUUGUCUUCCCCACCAUUAGAUUUCCUUGGCACAGACAACCCAUUGGCAAACCCACUACAACAUUCUCAGCCAUGUCGUAUGCAAAACUUUUCUUUAGACUCUGUGACCUAUACGAAAAACUGGUCCAGUUAUCUGUCAAAUCUGGGUCUAUUAUCUAUGGCAAGCUUGCUCGUGUCCACAUGAUCGAAAGUGCUUUUAAACCAUGUCUGUUUUUUCUGAAUAAUCUUCUUCGUAUGUAUUGUAAAAGUGGUGAUAUAAACACAGCUCGUCAGCUGUUCGAUAAAAUGCCAAAACGCAAUGUUAUUUCAUAUAAUUCUCUGAUUUCUGCAAUGGGAGUAUUUAAUGAAGCAAGGGUUGCUGGUUUGAUACUUGAUAAGUUCACCUUUGCAGGUGCUAUAAAUGUGUGUGGUCAAACUGGGGAUCUUGAGUUUGGUAAGCUGAUUAAUGGGUUAGUUAUCGUGGGUGGAUUUCGGGCUAAAGUUUUUGUAACCAAUUCCCUCAUUCAUAUGUACUCAAAAUGUGGUGAGGUUAAUAGGGCGAGGCUUUUGUUUGAGAGUUCUGAUGACUUGGAUGAAGUUUCUUGGAAUUCAACGAUUGCUGGUUUUGUUAGAAUUAGUGCCAAUGAGGAAAUGUUGAAACUUCUAGGAAAAAUGCACCGACUGAAGUUUAAUACUUAUACACUGGGAAGUGUCCUAAAGGGUUGUUGCACAAAUUUUAUGGAUUCAAAACAUCAUGGAAAAGCGCUUCAUGCCUGCUCAGUCAAACUUGGGCUGGAUUCGAAUGAUGUUGUUGUGACUGCAUUACUUGUUAUUUAUGCAAAGAGUGGUGAUUUGGUUGAUGCAAUCCAAAUUUUCAAACUGAUGCCCAAUCAAAGUGUCGUCAUCUAUAAUGCUAUGAUCGCUGGAUUCCUCCAAGAUGAUACCAUUUAUGAUGAAUAUGCAAAUGAAACUUUCAAUCUUUUCUCUGAGAUGCAAAGACAAGGAAUGAAGCCUUCAAAGUUUACAUUCUCAAGCAUGCUCAAAGCUUGUAAUGGUGUUGAAGCUUUUGAGUAUGGAAAGCAAAUUGAUGCUCAAAUUUGAAAGGGGAACCUUCAGUCAGAUGAGUUCAUUGGAAGUGCUCUUAUUGAUUUGUACUUUUUUUUUGGAUCAGUUGAGGAUGGAGUCAAAUGUCUAUGGACAUCCAUGAUCGCAGGUUAUAUUCAAAAAGGACAUUUUGGAAGUGCAUUGACUUUGUUCUGUAAAUUGCUCUCUUCUGGAAGGAAACCAGAUGAGUUCAUAAUAUCAAGUGUAUUGGGCGCUUGUGCUAAUUUGGCCACACCGAGAUCUGGACAGCAGAUUCAGGGAUAUGCAAUAAAAACAGGUAUUGGGAAUUUUACGUUACUCAAUUCACAAAUUUGCACGUAUGCAAAGUCUGGAGAUAUUGAUUCUGCUAAUCUGACCCUUGAAGAGAUGGAGAAUCCGGAUGUGGUAUCCUGGUCCGUGAUGAUCAGUAGCAAUGCGCAACAUGUAUGUGCAAGAAUAGCUUUUAGGCUUUUUGAGUUGAUGAAGGAUCGUGGAAUUGAACCGAACCAUAUUACAUUCCUUGGAGUUCUAACCGCUUGUAGCCAUGGGCGGCUUGUUGAAGAAGGAUUACGAUACUUUGAGAGCAUGAAGAAAGAUUACGGCAUGACAGCUAAUGUAAAGCACUGUGCCUGCGUUGUUGAUCUCCUGGGUUGUGCUGGGAAGUUAGCUGAUGCAGAAAGUUUCAUUCUGAACUCUGGUUUUGAGGAAGAUCCAGUGAUGCGGCAAGCCUUGUUGGGUGCUUGCAGGGUUUACACAGACAGUGUCACAGGCAAAUGUGUUGCAGAGAGAGUAAUUGAGGAUGAACCUCAGGCGUCUGCAUCUUAUGUGCUUCUUUACAGAAUCUACAAUGAUGCAGGGUUAGAGCUACAUGCUACAAAAAUUAGGGAAUGGAUGAAAGUUCGAGGAGUUAAGAAGGAACCUGGUCUAAGUUGGAUUGAGGUAGGGAACAAAGUUCAAUCUUUUUUGGCAGGUGAUCGAUCUCACUCAAUGAGUCAAGUGAUAUAUGCAAAAUUAGAGGAAAUGUUGUGUAGGUUAGAGAAAAUACAUUGUAUAGAAGAGAAGCCUAUUUCUAGUAUCUCUGAACCCAAACUCAAAGUUAGCACAGUGGUGAACUACCACAGUGAAAAGUUAGCUGUGACUUUUGGUAUUAUCAAUCUGCCAGCAUCAGCUCCAUUGAGGGUGAUGAAGAACUUGAGAGUCUGCCGAGAUUGCCAUACAAUGAUGAAGCUGUUCUCGAAGCUGGAAAAGAGAAAUAAUUCUUAGAGAUCCAAUUCGCUUCCAUCGUUUUAGAGAAGGUUCUUGCUCUUGUGGGGAUUACUGGUAGUUUCAAUUAGAGUAAAUUACUUGGGUUAGUGAUCCUUGGUUUGAUCUGUUCCAGCCACAAAUUUAGGGAGGCAGAAGAAUCCCUGUGCUACAGAUUUGGCUUUGAUGAGGUAGACAUCUAAUUGUGAAGCAGUAAAGGGGUAAGACUUGGGAAAUGGAAGCUAAAAAGGACAGCCGAACUCCUAAUAAUCAACUAUUUCAAGAGUCAAACUGAUCAUAAAGAGUCAGGAAGAAAGUUUCCAGUUACAGAGGACGGUGCAAUGCCUACUAUCAGAACAUUGAUAGUAAAAUGAAGAGUCUAAAUUCAUACUUUCGCAAGAAGUGAACGAAUUUGUGGAUAUCUUUUCUGCAAUCUACAAGAAUCAGCAAAACGUUGGUCAACUUUUAUUUUGGUUUAUGGUAUUACGUCCAUUGAUUGACCACUUUCCUUCUGUAAUGAGGAAUUCUAGUUGGUGAAGCAGUUUAUCUUGAAACCAUCUUAUUUUAUGUCAGUGAGCAUCUAAAGCCAAAUUGUCUCAUUCUAGUACCAAUCAGAACAAAAAAACAACUGUUCCAUUCUAGUGACUUUAUGACUAGAAGAUUGUCAAAGCCAACCGAUGUUGAUGCAACACCAAAUGGAAGCACUGGGCCAAGCCAAGCGGAAUCAUUAAUCAGUUGGACAGAUGAGUUAACUAUGAAAGAAUUGAAAACACUCUAUAGAAGAAUUGGAGAAUACUCUGCUUGGUUGAAAUCCAAGUGCAGAGAUUGUGUUUCUAUUUAUACAGUACAAGUUACACGUUGAGCUCCUUGAGCUAAGAAUAAAACAAACUUAUGAAACUUAGUGCAAAUAAUAAACAAACAAUUAACUAGAUCCUAUGCUGAUUACAUUGGAUUAAGUUAGAGAGAUGCAGAAAACAUGGGGCCUGGAAUCCUGGACUGCAGGCUGCAAUUGUAGACCGAUUAGUAGGCUGCCGUCUUCCAAAGGUGAUUUCUGUAUAUGGCAUGCUGUGAGUAGGGUUGCUAGGAGAGUCUACUAGCAACUGAGCUAGGUCCGGAUUACACUCCUCUGCAUGAUGCUCUGCAUGGUCCUGAUUUUGAAGCUGAUUCUGAGGUGGUGAUUUUAUCUUCUAACAAACUAACCUUAUGGAGCUCUUGUAAGUUUUUUCUCCUUUCCUCCAUAUUUGUUACGUAUUCAAGAUCAAACUGAAAAACAUGUGCUCCUUACGAUU
Messenger RNA from Alnus glutinosa, 3752 nucleotides. Its product is annotated as pentatricopeptide repeat-containing protein At3g13880-like. Lineage: Eukaryota; Viridiplantae; Streptophyta; Magnoliopsida; Fagales; Betulaceae. The record is from RefSeq and is a predicted model, not a curated record. Gene Ontology annotation, biological process: RNA modification. Gene Ontology annotation, molecular function: protein binding; zinc ion binding; RNA binding.